AUGAAUAUCCUAUACAUUAGUUUUUUUUUCCUUGGAAUUUUUCAUUUUUGUAAAACUGCUAGUAUAAAUGAAGCCAGUAACACAUCAGUAAGCGAAAAACAAAAUAUAGAUAAUUCUGAACACGCAGAACAAAAAACUAGUAUUGUUCAUUCUGAAAAUGAAGGAAAUAUAGAUUCUUCUAAUGAUGCAAAGGAUAAAAGCCCUUUACCUAAAAAUCCCCCCAAUACCACACAACCAAAAAUAGAUAAAAAAGGUGAUAAUAAUAAUUGUGAGAAAUCACAAGAUAAAGCAAAUACAACUAAUCCAAAGGAAGAUACAAAACCACAUCCUAAUCAGCCUGAACGUAAAAAGGUCAUUCUAGUUAGACCAUUUCCUCGAAAGGAUGAUCAUGAAUCAACAAACCAAAAAGAGCAAGCUGAGACAAGUGCCGCGAAAGAACAAAGUGAAAGUAAGGCUUCAAAUAGUGAACAUUUCAAAAAGGGGGGGGGAUCUAAAUCAUCAAAGCACAAACGAAAACAUCAUGGAAAAGGGUAUAGAUACAACACGGUGAGGGGAAUUAAUAAAAGUGAUAUUGAUCAAGCUAGUUUGGAAACCAUUAAGGAGAGACCUGAAGAUAAUGAAAAGAAGAAUCCACCUACAGACGAUAAAACUUUAGAUUUGUCAAAAAAAAAAACAUAG
Messenger RNA from Plasmodium yoelii, 678 nucleotides. Its product is annotated as conserved Plasmodium protein, unknown function. NCBI's taxonomy places the organism in Eukaryota, Apicomplexa, Aconoidasida, Haemosporida, Plasmodiidae. The record is from RefSeq and is a predicted model, not a curated record. The coding region runs from base 1 to 678 and encodes 225 amino acids. The transcript has a single exon.